This is a messenger RNA of Arabidopsis thaliana (thale cress), 899 nucleotides long. RefSeq names its product B3 domain protein (DUF313). The transcript has a single exon. The record is from RefSeq and is marked reviewed. Gene Ontology annotation, cellular component: nucleus. Gene Ontology annotation, molecular function: DNA binding. Lineage: Eukaryota; Viridiplantae; Streptophyta; Magnoliopsida; Brassicales; Brassicaceae. Bases 144 to 899 code for a protein of 251 amino acids.
CAGAUUCCAAAAAGAAAAAAGAAAAAUUGUUAGUAAUAAUGCUUUCUCUAUCACGUGGAGUAAAUCUCUCUAUUACGAGGAGUAAAUCUCUCACUAUAUAUAUACAAUAGAGAGAAAAAAACAGAAGAGAGAGUUCAUAAACAAUGAUCUUCAAAAAAGAGGUGUCUAAAGAAGAUGUCGAGUGUGUGGAAACAUUACUGAUGAUGAGUAACUCAAAGCCAACGCGGGAGGAGUAUAACAAACUUCAGUUAUGUAUACUUCGAAGAAACAAAAGCUCGACGAUUACUACUCCUUCUACCGUCAUGGAGUCUAAAUCCCAUAUUCACGACCACUCAUUAAGAGAAUCUCCAACAAGACGCAGUAGAAACAGACAUGAUCUCCCUCCUAUGUCUCCUCCCAUGGAACAACGAAAAUCUAAGAAGGCAAAACGCAGUACGGAUGCUUCUUCUUCCAAGACAAGAGAGCCGACGCCAGGGUGGCUUAUCAGCUUGAUGAGAAGCAAGAACGGUGGAGACGUUGAAGACAAUUCGAAGAAGAUCAUAGAUAAAGAAUUAUUCCAAACCGAUGUCGAUCCACACCAAAGUCGUCUCUCAAUACCUGUCAGCCAGAUCGUGGAGUUGGAAUUCUUGAACCACGAGGAAAAAAGGGCCAUAGAAGAAGAUGCCAAUAGGGUUCGCAAAGAAGGAGUAGACGCGAUACUCGUGGAUUCUCAUCUAAGGGAAUUUCCGGUGAAUUUGAGGUUGAGGGACAUGAGGGGCAUUCUUCUAUACAAUUUGGUUGCAGGGUGGAAUCAAGUGGUUACAGAUUGCCUUCUAGAGGAAAACACAAAUAUUCGCCUAUGGUCUUUCCACGCCGAUGAUACACUCUAUUUCGCUCUCGUUCCUCUCUAUGCCAACUGA